This is a messenger RNA of Aspergillus homomorphus CBS 101889, 1809 nucleotides long. RefSeq names its product inorganic phosphate transporter. Gene Ontology annotation, cellular component: membrane. The transcript is spliced from 3 exons. The record is from RefSeq and is a predicted model, not a curated record. Gene Ontology annotation, biological process: phosphate ion transmembrane transport. NCBI's taxonomy places the organism in Eukaryota, Fungi, Ascomycota, Eurotiomycetes, Eurotiales, Aspergillaceae. Bases 1 to 1809 code for a protein of 602 amino acids.
AUGACGCUGCAUCAAUAUGACUACAUCUUCGCCAUCGGCACUCUGUUUGCCCUGCUCGAUGCCUACAACAACGGUGCCAACGAUGUCGCCAACUCCUGGGCUACCAGUGUCUCCUCCCGCUCUGUCUCCUAUCGCCAGGCCAUGAUCUUCGGAACCGUCUUCGAGAUGCUGGGUGCCAUCUGUGUCGGCGCUCGAACCGCUGAUACCAUCAAGAACGGCAUCAUCCCCAACUCCGCCUUCCAGGGCAACGCCGGAGUGCAGAUGCUGGCCUUCACCAUUGCUCUUGCAGCGGCCUCCUCGUGGGUGAUGUGGUGCACGCGACACUCCGCCCACGUCUCCUCCACCUACUCCCUCAUCGCCGCCGUCGCCGGUGUCGGUGUGGCGACGGUCGGGGCGUCCGAGGUACAAUGGGGAUGGAACGACGGCAAGGGCAUGGGUGCCAUUCUGGCCGGUCUGGGCAUGGCACCAGUCAUCUCCGGCUGCUUUGCUUCCAUCAUCUUCAUGCUCAUCAAGACCGUGGUCCACAUGCGUCGCAACCCCGUCCCCUGGUCGGUCUACACCUCGCCCUUCUGGUUCCUGCUUGCGGCCACCCUCUGUACUCUCUCCAUCGUCUACAAGGGUUCCCCAAGCUUGGGUCUGAGCAAGAAGCCCGGCUGGUACAUUGCCGCCGUGACUAUGGGUACGGGUGGUGGUGUGGCCGUGCUGUCCGCCCUUUUCUUCCUCCCCUUCGUUCACGCUCGGGUCAUCAAGAAGGACCCAGGCGUCAAGUGGUGGAUGUUCAUCUACGGCCCCUUGCUUCUGAAGCGGCCCGCUCCCGCCCACGCAGAGGCCGCCAAGGUGCCCGACUAUGCUGUCAUCCAAGAGGAUGAGUUCCCUUCGCCGCCCGGCUCGCCCGAGACCCUCAAAGGCGCGGACGCCACCAUGGCCGCCAAACCCGGCUCGACCUCCGAGAACGGGGAGAAGGAGCUGGUCGCGUCCGAGACCCAGCAGCUGACCUACAAGGAACUCAUGGCACAGUCCGACAGCCGGCUGCGGGCUCGUCUGCUCCAGAAGCGCGGACCUCUCGGAUGGGCCAUGCGGACUCUGCGCGACAACCCGAUGGGGCCCGGACAGAUCUACGAAUUCAAGAACAUGGCCAUCCUCGCCAAGCGCAUCCCCGCCAUGAUCACCUGUGGCUUGCUGUACGGUCUGCACUACGACAUCCACGCCGCCCAGAGCGGCAUCAGCGGCACCCCCGAGGGCGACCGCAUGCAACGCGUGUACGCCCACGCGCCCAAGUACCCCAACGAGGUGGAGCACACGUACUCGUUCGUCCAGGUGUUGACCGCCUGCACGGCUUCCUUCGCGCACGGUGCCAACGAUAUCGGUAACUCCGUCGGUCCUUGGGCGGUCAUUUACUCGGCCUGGAGCACGGGUAAUGCGGCGGCGGCCAAGGCCCCGGUGCCCGUGUGGCAGCUCGCGGUGCUGUCGGCCUGUAUCUCGAUCGGACUGGUCACCUAUGGUUACAACAUCAUGAAGGUCAUGGGCAACAAGAUCACCUACCACUCUCCCAGCCGCGGCUGUUCGAUGGAACUGGGCGCCGCCCUGACCGUUCUGGUCUUCUCGCAAUACUCCCUUCCGGUCUCCACCUCCAUGUGCAUCACGGGUGCGACGGUGGGUGUCGGACUGUGCAACGGCACGUGGCGCGCCGUGAACUGGCAGCGGGUGGGCCUGUUGCUGCUGGCCUGGAUCAUGACGCUGCCGAUCUCGGGGACCCUGGGGGGCUGUCUGAUGGGGUUGUUCAUUAACUCGCCUCAUUUCGCUUCCUAG